Messenger RNA from Drosophila ananassae, 3177 nucleotides. RefSeq names its product protein windpipe (gene wdp). The transcript is spliced from 3 exons. Gene Ontology annotation, molecular function: protein binding. Lineage: Eukaryota; Metazoa; Arthropoda; Insecta; Diptera; Drosophilidae. The record is from RefSeq and is a predicted model, not a curated record. The coding region runs from base 398 to 2503 and encodes 701 amino acids. Gene Ontology annotation, cellular component: membrane.
ACGAAAAGCAUUCUCGUGGCAGUCUCUUUGCGCCAUUUCAGAUCGCAAGACCUCGGUUCGCAUUCGAAUUUCGAAUUGUGUGGUUUAAGGACUCUUCAGAACAAAAGACAGCCAACCUCGGUGCAAAAGAAUAAAAAUAAUGUGUACUCACGCAUUAAAUGGUGCAAAAUAAACUCGUAUCUGAUCAAAUAAAAGUGCUCUAGAAAGUAUAACAAAGACGACCAUAAAAAACAGUGCAAAUUCUCAUAAAUUUUUCGGUGUGGCCUCUGACUGGCCUGGACCUCGGAUCGAUCGUAUGCAUGUCUUAUAGAAGAUAAGACGCUCAGAGAUCUCAGUGAGGAAGUUUGAAGGAUCCACUGCCAGCACAUCACCCCACCCCACCCACAAAGCCUCAGCCAUGGAGCACAAAAAUCUGUCCGCCUGGCUGGCCCUCUUCCUUCUGUGCGUGGCAGCCACUGCCACGCCCACACCCGCACGUACGCCCGCCUCCGACUGCCCAGCCGACUGCACCUGCACCCUGUCGCAGCACACACACAAGCCACUGUACCACCUGAAGUGUAACAGCACCCACGGCCUGAAGGUGGCGGAGAAGGCCUUCCAGUCGGCGAUACCCAUGCACUCGAUCGACCUCUCGGGCCUGAACCUCACCCGGUUGGGUCAUGUGCUGGACAAGCUGCCCGACCUGACCUCCGUCGACCUGUCGCACAACCGGCUGCAGGAGUUCGGUCACCUGAGCAAGCGUCUGAAGCGAUUGAAUCUGAAGCACAACGAGAUCACGUCGGAGAAGCUAAGGAAGCUGCCGCAGCACCUGCAGGUCCUGAACCUGCAGCACAACAACAUCACCCACCUGCCACUGGAGCUGACCCACAUGAGUCAGCUGCGACAGGUGGAGCUGAGCCACAAUGCCAUCAACUGCUCGUGCCAAACGCUGGAGGUGCGCAACUGGCUGGUGGAGCGCAUGGUCUUCAUGGAGCACCCGGUGGUGUGCAGCUAUCCGCUGGCCUACAAGGGUCGUUCCUGGCUGCAGCUGAAGCAGGAGGAGAUCUGCCAGAAGGAGCACCACCAGACCUAUGUCCAGGAGGCGGACGAGAACGAACUGAUGAUGGGAGACCAGCCGGUGGACACUUCCGCCGAGCACGAGGAGGAAGAAGAGCUGGGCAAGUCAUUUAUGCUCCUGGAGAGCGGCAGUCUAUCGGCCACAUCCAAAAAGGUGCGAUCACCGCAGGAACCUCUGCCCGGCGACCUGGUCGAGGGUUCUGGGGACAUCACCCAAACCAACAUGGAACUCUUGGCCCCCGUUGGUAAAACAGAGGAAGCGGCCGCGACUCAUUCCGACGACGGAGCUGUUGAAGUCCCGGAAGUCGAUGAGGAUGAGGCAAAUGAGGCCUCCGAGGAAGCGGCCGCGACUCAUUCCGACGACGGAGCUGUUGAAGUCCCGGAAGUCAAUGAGGAUGAGGCAAAUGAGGACGACAUCGAAGGCUCCGGCAGCGGCGGUGGUCCCCUUAUCAUACCACAUGUGCACCUUUCUCCAGAGGACGAGGCUGACAAUGCAUCACAGGAGGAGGAGCACGCUGCCGAACCUGAGGAUAGCAAGCCAGUGGAACACCCGGAUACCGAAUUCCGACACAUGGGAAUUUUCGAGGGCAGCGAAGGAAAGCCACAGCCCGUCGAGGAGGAUGUGAUUGUUCCCGUGGUGCAGACGAAACUGGACACCAGCGAUGUAAAAUCGGAGGUGGUCACCGAUGGUCCUCUGAGCGACGACAACGAGUCCGACGACAUCAAGACCGCCAGUAUGGGCAAGCGGACGGAUGACAGCAACGCCAUCUACUACCUGCUGGCAGUGAUCGGCUUGAUUGUGGUGGGACUGAUCCUGUUCGUGGCCAUUAAGCGCUGCAAGUACGACAGCAAUGCGGCGCAACGGGAUGCCGAGGCCCAGCGCCAGACGGAGCUGCUCGACAUGGACAAGAAGCAGCUGGGCAAGCCGCUGCACAAGAACGGCCACGGCAACGGUCAGGAGCAUUCGCCGCUGAUUGGCGAGAAGACCAAGCUGGACGAGGCGCAGAUCGUGAAGAAGCCCUACGAGAACGGAGAUGCCAAGGACGGAGCUGGUCAGCAGCCACUGCUGAACGGCAAUGGAUCGGCCAACGGUGGCGCCAAGGAUGCUCCCGAAAUAAAUGAGCCCGCUGCCCAUGAGUACUACCCCAUCAGUCCGCGCUAUCCCACACCUCAGUCCCCCCGAGCCUCCAAAUACGCCCAGCACCAGCAGCCCGCCGAGCAGAACAACAACGAACCGGACGCUGCCUACUUGCCCUCGUCCCCGAAAUCGGGUCGCUACUCUCCCGUCUACUCCCCGGAAACGGGACGCGUCAAGAUCAAGCUGACGGAGACCCCCAAGCCGAAGACCCCAAUGCUGGUGACGCGCAGCAAAUCGAAUGCCGGGGACAUCAUCACCACCCCGUUGCGACCCAUCGAGCCCACCCACCAGCCCAUUAAUGGCCACUGAUGGGGGGAGACCCGCGCCAUCGGGCCAGCCAUCAACUCUCGACACAGUCCUUGAAUCCCCCCACACCCCCUGAAUAGGUACUCCCGCAUUCGAAAGUAGAAAUCCGAACAAAGGGAUGUAUAUCAUAAUCUGAAACCCAAUGGAAAACACUGCAACAAGUGCAACAUCUGCAGCAGCAACAACUUGCAACAGCAACAACCUGCAACAGCAACAUCUGCAACAACUACCAACAAGGCCACGACGACAGAAAACUAUUCGAUUUAAGUUACCACCCGCUCCCCCUCUUAAGUGUAACCGAGUAGUAGUGUUUAGAAAUAAGUAAAUUAAUUACACCUAAGCAUAAAUCUAGUUUAAUACCAAAGCUAAAAAAUAUAUUGCAUAUUAAAAUGUAAAACAAUCGCCUGCCCGCGACUUUCGAGUGAAAUGAAUUGUGGAAUGAAAUUAAAUGGUUUAACUGAAAGGACGACAGAGGAGUGGAGGAGAUAUAAAUAAAAUAGAGACCUAUAUUUUGGAUAAUGCUUUCAAUCUGCAUCUGCAUGUGAUGUACCACCCAUACAUACUUACUGUAUAUGUACUUUUAUAUCCUAUCUAUAUACUGUAAACUACUUAAGAUUCAUGCUCUUGUGAAAUUAUAUUGUGUUAAUUCAUUAAAUGCGAGCGACUUUUCAAACGAA